UAUAUUUAUUUGCUGUGCAUCAAAUCACACCAAGUCAAGCUUCCCUCAACCCCUUUACAUAUAUAUAUUCUUUGGUCUCUCCCCACUCUCCAUUCGAUUGUCAUGAGUCUGGGCCCGAGACUCCUUGCUUUUGUCCUUUUUGUUUUCCAACGGCAGCAGGCAGCAUCAGGAGACUAAGACCCCGAGGUCCCAGAGCACUUGAGCUGGGUUUCUCCGAGUUGAGGAAGUCAAGGCGGCAGAUAUGGCAGGGAAUCGGUUGAGGGGGUUGAAGGGCUUAAGCGGAGCCGAACGAGGAGUUAAGCGGAUGCAUAAUACGGAAUAAUGUCUUGAAAACGAAAAGGGAAUGCUGUGCAUAUCGGUGGGAUUCCGAUGCUACUAAGAUACCCUUCAGCUUAAAAGGCUGUGCCAAACAUACGCAUGUGAUGCGGAUUAUUUUGGAUUAAUUUCACGUAAUUAAUAUUACAGUGAGAUGAGGGCUGUAUUGCAACUCUUUAUUGAUUUAAUUGAGGUAAUAAUAAAUUCAUAAAACGCGAAAGAACACGAAACAACUGUAAUGUAAAUAUCUGUCAAAAUCCCUCGCCUGUUCUGUCCAAAAUUCGUGCUUAGAAAUUUCUAUGAAUGGCUCUCGUCCAGAGUGACGAAAACGACUUCCACGCGCUUCGAGAGGCGCAACGGAUGGUGGACUCGUGCCAGGACUUUGCGGACCACUUGAUCGUGGCCGAGUUCCUACCCCAUUGUCGCGGCGUGGCCUACAUUAAUAUUCGCACCUUGGAGCAGGUCAUCUAUUGUGUGCAACUAAGUAGCGCUGGCUAUCGGAUCGUGUCCUAUGAGUUCGAUGAUGUGGCCGAUGAGGUGGCCAAUUGCGACACCGUCUAUGAGUCCGCCCAUCAAUUGCUGGCAGGGAUUAGUCCGCUGUAUGGGGAGAAAUAUGGCUUUGGACGAGAGCCGCUGGGGAAGCGAAAGGAGAAGCGGUCCUGAGGUGGGCGUGGCAUGUGAAGAAUUUGUCUGCUAAUUGCAAAUUGCCGCCCCAAAAAGUGAUAAUUAAGCGUUUUGCAGGUAAAUGACUUGAUUGCAAUAAUAAAGCCCGAAGCUGCGAGUUGGAUUCGGGGUCUGCCAUUUGAUUAAUUGCUGCCAAGUGAGCACAGACAGGGGGGAGAAGCUGGAGCAAGGAGCAGGGGCAGGGACAGAGGCAGAUUGCCAGUUGAUUGACUCAACUUGGCACUCUCCGGACCUUUUGUAGCGAAAAAAGUUAACAAGUUUUUGUGCCGUUCCACUUGACUGCCGCCGUCGAAGGAGGCGAAUGAAGAUGCAGACGGUUGGAGCUACAAGCUACAAGCUCCAACUCUCGAACACCCAACCAAACCAAUCCAAAGCCAACCCAGCCCAACUCAGUGCCUCUCCAGCCCCACUUGUAUUCCUCAUUUUGGCCGGGCACCAAGCCAACUAAGGUUUUUAUCUAGUUGAGUCCAUCUAGUCGCUUUUCCGUCCGUCCCACGGGUGUCUGCUGUGGACAAUUCACAGAUACAUACGCUGAAAACACACAGAUGAACAAACGCAGUUACAGGCAAACAUCAAUAAGAACGCUAGAAGUUCAAAUCAACAAAAACAAAAAUCAAGUGAAGAAAGUUAGCCGAACUAUAAUACUUUAGGCUUCUAUAAUGUAUGUCUCAUCCUGAAAUAUUUGUUACUUAGGCCGUAAAGUGACAGUUUGCUGUAUGUGAGCUUCACUGUGGUUGGGCGAACGCAUUUGCUUUGGCGUCCGUAUCGGCCAUGUCUAUCUGAGCUGGCUCUCCACUUGUCUAUGCUCGUAUAUUUGUCCAUUGAAGCAUGCAAUUGAUUGCUGCAACGGCAACGGCAGCAGCAGCAGCAGCAGCAUUAUCCCCAACCUCUGUGUUUUGCCCCCCUCCACUGCAACCUGCCCCUUCUCCGCCUCUGCGCUUUAAUUGCCUUUUCAUUGCAGCCCGUCGGCCUUUUGACUCAGUGGAUCCAGCCCCCCUUUUGGCUCAUCAGUGUGUGUGCGUGUGUGUGUGUGUAAUUUGUGGUUGUUGUUCUUUGUUAAUGCAUUACAUGAAUUUUAACAAGCUUUGCAUUCUGACUGACUAUCCCCCCUGCCCCCCUUUUGCCCCUUUCGUGUUUGUUUAUUGUAGCCGCAUCUCUGCGAAUGCAGACAUAAUUUAACCUUUGCCUGUCUCAGUCUAAUGCAUUUCAUUUUGCAAAUUUUCAAUCAAUGAGCAUUGCAAAUUGAAGGCGCAUUUUAGAUGGGCAACUUUCAGAAGAUCUUCCACUUAAAUUGGUUAAAGCACGAAAAUCUUGGUAAUAAACUAAGCUCGUUUAAAAAAACCCAUUUGGCAUCGUCAAACGAAAUUGGAUCAAAGC
This is a messenger RNA of Drosophila mauritiana, 2376 nucleotides long. RefSeq names its product protein GSKIP homolog. Lineage: Eukaryota; Metazoa; Arthropoda; Insecta; Diptera; Drosophilidae. The transcript has a single exon. The coding region runs from base 619 to 978 and encodes 119 amino acids. Gene Ontology annotation, molecular function: protein kinase A binding; kinase regulator activity. The record is from RefSeq and is a predicted model, not a curated record. Gene Ontology annotation, biological process: regulation of canonical Wnt signaling pathway. Gene Ontology annotation, cellular component: cytoplasm.